AUAAGGCGCAGGAAGACGUGGGCCAUCCUCCCGGCCUAUACAGUAAACGGAUACCUGCCUUGUACAGGGAUAAAGGAAGGAUAUUUCAAUCAUAAAGAGUUUGUUGAUUGGAUCAAGCAGCGCCUCCUCCCUUCGCUUCAAGCAACCUACAGGACCCGGCCUAUGGUUAUAGUCCUCGAUAACGUCUCAAUCCAUCAGAAUGAAGCUGUU
This is a messenger RNA of Lindgomyces ingoldianus, 210 nucleotides long. RefSeq lists its product as uncharacterized. The annotation marks the transcript as partial. The transcript has a single exon. Gene Ontology annotation, molecular function: nucleic acid binding. The record is from RefSeq and is a predicted model, not a curated record. Lineage: Eukaryota; Fungi; Ascomycota; Dothideomycetes; Pleosporales; Lindgomycetaceae.